Callorhinchus milii (elephant shark) is the source of this 1408-nucleotide messenger RNA. RefSeq names its product transcription factor SOX-10-like. Gene Ontology annotation, biological process: morphogenesis of an epithelium; negative regulation of transcription by RNA polymerase II; neural crest cell migration. Lineage: Eukaryota; Metazoa; Chordata; Chondrichthyes; Chimaeriformes; Callorhinchidae. The transcript is spliced from 3 exons. Gene Ontology annotation, molecular function: DNA-binding transcription factor activity, RNA polymerase II-specific; RNA polymerase II cis-regulatory region sequence-specific DNA binding. The record is from RefSeq and is a predicted model, not a curated record. The coding region runs from base 1 to 1083 and encodes 360 amino acids. Gene Ontology annotation, cellular component: nucleus.
AUGGAUAAUCUCCCUGGUGUCUGGGCUGUAGUGACUCCGUGUGACCACGUGUUUGUGGGGGUUUCCAGGCUACUGAAUGAGAACGACAAGCGGCCGUUUGUGGAAGAGGCCGAGAGGCUGAGAUCUCAGCACAAGAAGGACCACCCUGACUACAAAUACCAGCCGCGCCGCAGGAAGAACCUGAAGCCCGGGCAGAGCGAGGGAGACCCCCAUCCUGACGACCCCCCCAUCUCCUCCGUGCAGACGCACUACAAGGCCGUGCCCCAGGACAGGGGGCGCUCCCUGGGGGGCUCUCCCCUCUCGGAGGGUCACAGCGAACACACGGGUCAGAACCAUGGGCCGCCCACCCCUCCCACCACCCCCAAGACGGAGCUGCAGCCUGGCAAGGGGGAGGGUAAGCGAGAGGGGCGCCCGCUGGCCGAGGGGGGCAAACCCCACAUCGACUUCGGCACCAUGGACAUCGGUGACCUGAGCCACGACGUGAUGUCCAACAUGGAGACCUUCGACGUGCACGAGUUCGACCAGUACCUGCCCACCAACGGGCACCCAGGCCACGGGCAGGCGGGGGUGCUAGGUGGCGGAGGAGGAGGAGGAGGGGGGCUGGGGGGCGCUGGCUACUCCGCGGGGGGCUACCCCGGUCUGACGGGCACGCCCGGGCACCCCGCUUGGAUCUCCAAAGCCCACCCGUCGGCCGGGGGAGCCUCCUCCGUCUCCGCGACUGGACCCAGCUCCGUCUCCGAGCUCAAGGCCCAGAUCAAGACGGAGGCCCAUCCGGCACAUUACCAGGAGCCGCCCCAGCACCCCUCGGCCCAGAUCACCUACACCUCGCUCAGCCUCCCUCACUACGGCUCGGCCUUCCCCACCAUCACCCGGUCCCAGUUCGACUACUCCGACCAUCAGCCUCCAGCGGCCUCCUACUACAGCCCGUCCGCCCAGACCUCAGGACUCUACACCGCCUUCUCCUACAUGGGACCCUCCCAGAGGCCCCUCUACACCCCCAUCGCAGACCCCACCUCCAACGCCCAGGCGCGGAGCCCCAGCCACUGGGAGCAGCCAGUCUACACAACCCUGACCAGGCCUUAAGGGGCUCCGCUCUACACUGCUCUGCUCUGCGGAGAGAGAGAGAGAGGGCAAUGGACAUGAUGAGAAGAUGGAUGGGUGACCGAGUCUGGGAGCUUUUUUUUCCCGCGGUGGGGGCUGGUUGGGGCUGGCAUUGGGGUGGGGGGGGUUUGGGGUUGGUUGGGCGGAGGAAGGAGAGAUAAAAAUGUCAACGGUUUGCAUUUUAACACACACACACACACGGACCUCUUUUCGCGAAGGAUAGGGUGUCAGAACCCAGCCUGAGGGGAAGGUUGGGGGGGGGAGGGAGAGUGGGGGGAACUGUUCCUGAAGGUGGGAGAAUUGGUGU